Molecule: messenger RNA, 1467 nt
Organism: Osmerus eperlanus (European smelt)
Lineage: Eukaryota; Metazoa; Chordata; Actinopteri; Osmeriformes; Osmeridae
Product: mitogen-activated protein kinase 12-like
Exons: 12
Coding region: 256-1350 (364 amino acids)
Biological process (GO): protein phosphorylation; intracellular signal transduction
Cellular component (GO): cytoplasm; nucleus
Molecular function (GO): MAP kinase activity; ATP binding
Source: RefSeq, a predicted model, not a curated record
GCCAUAGCAACCAGGCGGUUUGGGGUGUGCCUGUCUGUAGCCAGUAAUCGCUGGCAGAAAGUGGUCAACACCAGGAAAUUAUCUUUCGCGUCACUGAAGACCGCUUUUGGCCAACGGGGCGCACUGCGCAUUUUGUCGGACCAGUGUGUUGUCGAGGGUCGUUUGGUGUUAAGAGAUAGAAGUCUCAUGAAAACAACAGUGUGUUUAGAAUUAUAUCACGAGUGAGCGGCGAGGUACCGACCCGGAUUAAUCGAUAUGUCAAUCCGCUCGCGGACUGGAUUUUACCGUCAGGAGGUAAACAAAACGGCAUGGGAGGUUCCAGAGCGGUAUCGAGAACUAAAGCAGGUGGGAACGGGAGCAUACGGAACUGUAUGCUCAGCCCUGGAUCGCAGGUCAGGCUUGAGAGUGGCCAUAAAGAAGCUGCACAGGCCCUUUCAGUCCAAGCUCUUUGCCAAGAGAGCCUACAGGGAGCUACGCCUCCUCAAACACAUGAAGCAUGAGAACGUGAUUGGCCUUCUCGAUGUGUUCACCUCUGAGAUCUCAUUGGACAGAUUCCAUGACUUGUACGUUUUUAUGCCCUUCAUGGGAACAGACCUGGGGAAACUGAUGAAGCUGGAGAGACUGACUGAGGACAGAGUUCAGUUCCUGGUCUAUCAAAUGCUGAAAGGACUAAAGUACAUCCACUCAGCAGGGAUCAUCCACAGGGAUCUCAAACCAGGGAAUCUGUCAGUCAACCAAGACUGUGAGCUGAAGAUCCUGGACUUCGGGCUGGCCAGGCAGGCAGACACAGAGAUGACCGGGUAUGUGGUGACCCGAUGGUACAGAGCCCCCGAGGUGAUCCUUAACUGGAUGCACUACACACAGACCGUGGAUAUCUGGUCAGUGGGCUGCAUCAUGGCAGAGAUGCUUUUGGGGAAACCGCUGUUUAAAGGAAAUGACCACCUGGACCAGUUGAAGGAGAUCAUGAAGGUGACAGGUACACCCGCUGCUGAUUUUGUGGUGAAGCUGCAGAGCCAAGAUGCCAAAAACUACAUCCGAAGUUUACCCAAAGUACAGAAGAAAGAUUUGCACAUGCUUUUCUCCAAAACAAGCUCGGAAGCGGUAGGUGUUCUGGAGUGCAUGCUGCUGCUGGACCCAGAGAUGAGGGUGAGUGCGUCGGAGGCCUUGGCCAUGCCCUUCUUCAGCGAGUUCAGAGAGCCAGAAGAGGAGACAGAGGCCCAACCCUACGACCACUCCAUGGACAACACUGACCUGCCCCUGGAGCAGUGGAAACGUCACACAUUUACAGAGAUUCUGACCUUCCGGCCAUCAGUGACAGAAACCAAAGACGCCAAAGAGACAUCACUCUAACACACACACACUAUGCUGACCUGUCAAUGAUAAUUGUGUUGUUGUACAGAUGUAAUAUGAUUGUACAGAAUUUAGAUGGUUUUUAGUUUAAGCUGAAUAAACAGACAUUUUCAAAUA